AAAUCCAAUUACAGCAACCAUUAAAUCUAUACAUAUAAACUGUAAUUCCACAGAGCCAACUUCUUUUUAUACAUAGAAAAAGGAGAAUAUGAAGGCGUCAUAUAUUGCAUGGUGUGCAGUGAUGGUGAUCCUCUUGGCAGAAGCAGUAGAGGUGUCAACGGCGGUGACAUGCAGCCCAACGCAGCUGAGCUCCUGCGUGAGCGCCAUAACAUCUUCAUCUCCACCAUCUCAACUGUGCUGUAGCAAGAUCAAGGAGCAGAAGCCAUGCCUUUGCCAAUAUCUUAAGAACCCUAACCUUAAGAAAUUUAUAAACACUGGCAAUGCCAGGAAGGUUGCUUCCACCUGUGGGACUCCUUUCCCUAAGUGCUAAGCUAGACUCUUUGCUGAAGGCUUUCUUUCUCUCUAUUUUCACUGCAGAAUGGAUAGAGAGAAAGUACUAUAAUUAUUAAUAUUAUGUAGUUGUGGUGUGUGGAAUAUAUAUAUAUAUAUAUAUAUAUAUAUAUAUCGUUUUGCUGCUUCUAGUAUAUAUUAAGCACUAAGAUUAGCUCUGUGGAAAAUUAAAAAAAUGUUGGGCGUCAUGGUUCGUUGACUGUUUGUGUGUGGUCUAUCAUGUUCAUGUUGUACUAGCUAGUAGUAGUUAUUGUUGCACAAGCACUAGUUUUUAAUAGAAUUUCAGUUUUGGAUUAUUAUUACAUAA
Messenger RNA from Gossypium raimondii (Peruvian cotton), 697 nucleotides. Its product is annotated as non-specific lipid-transfer protein 2. The transcript has a single exon. Bases 89 to 370 code for a protein of 93 amino acids. The record is from RefSeq and is a predicted model, not a curated record. Gene Ontology annotation, biological process: lipid transport. NCBI's taxonomy places the organism in Eukaryota, Viridiplantae, Streptophyta, Magnoliopsida, Malvales, Malvaceae.